ACAAAUUGAUGGUUUUAGAUCAGGUGAAGCACCCAAAGACAGAAACUGGUCAUAAAAAUGUGGGCCUUCUUGGUGCUCACUUUGGCUCUCGCUGUUUCAGCAACAGACAAAAAAAAUGACACUGAGGGUGAAGAGAAAGUUGUGAUCGCCAGAGGGAAACUACUGGUGAGUAAACAGAAAUAAACUUAAGAGAAACAAAAACAUGAAAAUUGAUCAUUUUACUCCAAAUAAUUGGAAAGUUUGCAAAAAUGUAAGCAAUUUAGACAAUUACAGCAUUACAUCUUGUUGUUUGUCUGCUCAGAUUUGUUUGGAGUUUGCAUGAAUAUUUGAAUGAAAUAAAUUCCUCCGAGCUCGACUUAAAUUAAUUUACUAGACAUUAAACUGAUUUGACUUGACAAUACUUGCAUUACUUUGUUUUCAACCAUAUUGAGCAGACCUGACUUAAAUUGCAUCAAAUUAAAUUAACUUGAAUUGUCCUGACCUGACUUGAAAGUACGUAAAUUAAAUUGAAUCAUGCUAACUCACUCAACUCACAUGACUUCAGAUGAUUUGUAUUGAAUUGGUUCAAAUUACUUUUUGAAUUCAAAAACUCCAAUUGGACUUGAAUAGACUUAACUUGGACUGGAUGAUACUAAAUGGACUACACAUUGCUUGAACUGGGGUUCCUUGACAUGACUUGAGUUCAUCUGAAUUAUUCUGAACUGACUUGAUUUAACUUUAAUGGACUUAAAUUGAAUUAAUUGAACUUGAUUGAAGCAAACUGACCUCAUUUGACUUGGAUAUAAAUCAAUUUCCAGGACUUGACUUAUGUUAAACUGACUUGAUUUGAAUUGAAUUGAAUUGAAUUGUAUUGAUUUAAUUGAUUGAAUCUCGAUUUGAUUCACUUGAACCAACUUGAAUUGUUAGGACUAGGCUUAAACUAAACUGAGCUGAACUGCAUUGAAUUAAACUAAAUGGAUUUUCAACAGGCUAACCACUAGAGGGGGUCAUAAGGUACCAGAGUCUCUUUCUCUCUUUAGUUGGUGCAACCUUUAAAAAAAGUCACUAUUUUCAACCGCAAAAUGUGUAUGACAGUAUUCUUUCUUUUUUUUUUUGUAUAAUCAUCACUUCUUUAUAUUGUAAAUGAUCUGCCCAUAUCAGUCUGAAAAAUAAACACAUAAUCAGUUUUUAAAUUCAAGGCAUAGGUUGUAAGAGAAGCACAGUGGACUUGGUGAUAUCAGGGUUCAUCAGGCCCAUGAGAAAUAAACUGAGUGAGAUGAGGGAGAGGCCCUGUGCUGUCAUGUCAGUGUGUACUCCUCAGAGACUCCAAACCUAUUUCUGGCAACUCUGAUCACAAAAAGACGACGUGUUCAAACACUAUUUUGUCACGCUGUUGUAACAGCCAUGUGUUAUUGUCCCUGCAGGCUCCCAGUGUGGUCGGAUGAGGCAUAAAGAAAAUGCCUGAGCUCCAUCAUUUCCUCCUGGAGCGCUGGGCUUUGUAGUAUCCUUGUGCUCUUUUGUUGGUAAAAAGUGACUUCUCCUUCAUAACAAAAAAAGCUCUACAGACUUUCUCAUGACCUCCUUUUUAAGCAAAACAAUGUUUCCAGCAAGUUGCCAGAUCUGCUGCCAGCUCCAAGAGCUUUCCAAAACUCCCCUCGUCCAGGAUGAAAUCAUGUUAAGUGAUUUUAAAAAUAGCCCGACAGAUGGAUUUGCUUUCAUUCUCCUAUGUCUACCUGUUGUUCUCCUUGAUCCCUUUUUUUCCUCGUUCAGCCACAACUUGGAGUAUGAUUCAUCGGAGGAGAAGAACCCCCGUCUGAUCCUCUAUAACGAAAAGGACGAGGUUGUACAGGUGAGAUGUGAGUCUGCGCCGAGAUGGAGUUAAUCUUCGCAGAAAGUGGAGACGUAUUCAUGUUGAAACUCUCUGAGGUUUUCUGGUAUCAGAUCCUCACUCGGAUAAAAAGUGGAAACCAAGCGUGUUUGAGAAAGUGAGACAGAGUUACAAAAAGACAUAACAGAUGGUGAGAAAAAGGGAGGAAGUAAGUAGAUAAAUCAGGCCUUCUGACAGCUGAGAAUUACUUUCCAGUGCUGAAACUGGAUCGUUGGUAUGAAUACUGAUAGGUUUUUGAAGACUUUUAUGCCUUCAAGUUACAGCUCUCCAGAGUUGCUGUCUUGUUUUAACUCUUAAACCUGCAUUUAGACCAGAAUAAAACAAUGAGACCCUCCCUUUGACUGUCAUCUUCCUCUACAAAGAGCCACGGCUGUUAUUUCAAAAUAAAAGUCUUUCUUCUCCUUUUGUUCUUUUCUCUCAUGAAUCACAGGCAGGUGUUUUUCUUUUGUCACACUCGUGGCUUUGUGUUUGUACUACUAGUUUAUUGUUUUAUAAUGUGCACGCUGUGGGAUUUUAAUUUGACUUUAAAUGAAGAAUUAUUUCAGAGGCUAAAUUCUUGAACCAAUAAAUGAAAACUAAUGUGCCGCAGGAGCCUGCAAAUCAGCGAUGCAUGGACAAGUUUUAAUAAAAACCCAAUUUUGGAGAAGAGAAUUAAUGCAUCAUAAAGUAAUGGGGAUCAGAGCACACAGUAGGUCUGCAGACUCAAGUUUCUCCUUGCACAUCUGCAGAUUUUAUCCAUUUAUUAUUGUUUCUGUUUGUGUGCAGACGGUCCCUGUGAAGAAAAUGAAGUCAGACGAGAUCAGCAGCCUCUUAGACUCGCUUGGUUUCUACAAGAGGUCCCAGAAAGGGGAAGAGGUGCCAGAGGAGUUCCAGCACUUCCCCCUGCGAGCUCCCAGGGACGAGCUGUGAUGACACCCUGUGGCCAAAUGCUGCUGCUGCACCCCAGUCUGCAUUAAUGACGAGUGGGGCCCCAAGGCCUUGAAGAAAAGCCAGGCACCAUUCUGAGGAGUUGCUGGCCGGGUGCAGCAUGCAGUGUUAGUCACUGCUGUGUUGCUCUGUUUGUAUACUGGAUUAGAAUAAAUAAAAAUUAAAAAAAGCAGUAAAACACCGAGAUAAAUGACUGA
Xyrichtys novacula (pearly razorfish) is the source of this 2991-nucleotide messenger RNA. The record is from the annotation of a GenBank genome assembly. NCBI's taxonomy places the organism in Eukaryota, Metazoa, Chordata, Actinopteri, Labriformes, Labridae.